AUGUCUAAUAGUGAUGAGCUUUUGGCAGGAUUUCUGCCAGGUCGUGCCUACAUCAGAUUGUAUAAACGGACGCAGAAUGGGAGCAGUGAUCCGUAUGUCCUUCCUGUAACUGAAGUCAAUACUUGGGAGAAACUUCUCAAAUUUUCAAAAAGGAUCUUCGACAUUGAUAGUCCACCAAGAGUAUUUACCGGAGAUAACUGUCCUGUACCACCCGGUUUCUGGGCUGACAUACUUCUUGGAGCUGGUCGAUCUGGCCAAUGUUUUUAUCUUGAAAUUCAUCCGGAGCGAUACACUGGAUGCAAAAGACAGCCACCCGCCGCAAAGAGAAAUCCUUCGUCCGGAAAAACUCCCCCUCCAGAAGAAAUAAACCUUGUAAUUCUUCUCGAAUAUCCGGCAGGCCUAUUUUCUAAACCUCCUGACGAUUUAAUAGUCGAACCUAUAUCGCCAUAUCUAUGUUUUGAAAAACUGGCUCAAAAUAUGAAGUUUUCACUCUUUCGAGAUUUCGCUCCGACCACCGACUUCUCGAUUCUUUUUGAAAAUGCAGCAGGCAAACAUCUUAGCCCUGAACGCACUAUUGCAGAGUGCGGACUCUCUCAUGGACAAUUGGUCCACUGUAGACUAGGGGAUCCUUCUCCAGCUGAUCUGGCUGAAACCGAAUCGUCAUCUCCAGAACCUUGA
This is a messenger RNA of Morchella sextelata, 678 nucleotides long. RefSeq lists its product as uncharacterized. Bases 1 to 678 code for a protein of 225 amino acids. The transcript has 2 exons. The record is from RefSeq and is a predicted model, not a curated record. Lineage: Eukaryota; Fungi; Ascomycota; Pezizomycetes; Pezizales; Morchellaceae.